Messenger RNA from Cyprinodon variegatus (sheepshead minnow), 2038 nucleotides. It is a transcript of the gene slc37a1, whose product is annotated as glycerol-3-phosphate transporter-like. Gene Ontology annotation, cellular component: endoplasmic reticulum membrane. The record is from RefSeq and is a predicted model, not a curated record. Gene Ontology annotation, biological process: glucose-6-phosphate transport; phosphate ion transmembrane transport. NCBI's taxonomy places the organism in Eukaryota, Metazoa, Chordata, Actinopteri, Cyprinodontiformes, Cyprinodontidae. The transcript is spliced from 21 exons. Gene Ontology annotation, molecular function: glucose 6-phosphate:phosphate antiporter activity. The coding region runs from base 292 to 1926 and encodes 544 amino acids.
UCGCUGAGUGCGGCUCUGUGUAAAGAGGUUGGUUGGAUGGUGACAGUUGCUAGCUUUCACUCAACAAGGAAGUAGAAGCUGCCGUGUUCCGCAGACGGAACAAAGGUCCGUGGUUUGGUGUAAUCGGUGUCAGCCAUGUUUCUGUUACGCUUCCAUGUCCCUGCGUGUCUGCGGUAAGAUGAAGAUGACUUCCUACAGCGGCCCUGUGUCUCUCUGAAGCUGAUGGUCUAAUUUGGAAUGCAGAGCUGAUUUUAGCUGCUGCUUCCCACAUCGGCACAUCUUUGGUCAAGCAUGGCUCCUGUUCCUCCUGGGAUCCGGCUGCUGGUGUCCUUCAACAGGGACCAAUGGUAUCGGGCUCUUACCUUCAUCCUCACCUUCCUCCUCUACACUAGCUUCCACCUCUCCAGGAAACCCAUCAGCAUAGUAAAGAGCGAGCUUCAUAGGAACUGCUCAUCUGCCAGUGAACUGGCCUCUGUCGCUUUGGGCAGAAGUGGGGGCCGGGAAGCCCCUCUCCCUUCACUCCACACAGAUAAUGAGUGCGGCUGGAAACCUUUUGAUAAAAGCAACUACAAACAGCUGUUAGGAGCCAUGGACUACUCCUUCCUCUGUGCCUAUGCCAUUGGGAUGUAUCUCAGUGGCAUCAUUGGGGAGCGCCUACCUAUCCGGCUGUAUCUCACAGUGGGAAUGCUGGCCAGUGGGCUUUUCACCUGCCUGUUUGGCCUCGGCUACAUCUACAACAUCCACAGCCUGGGUUUCUACAUAUUUGUUCAGGUGGCCAACGGGCUGGUUCAAACCACUGGCUGGCCCAGUGUAGUGACCUGUAUUGGCAACUGGUUUGGAAAAGGAAGGCGUGGGCUCAUCAUGGGGCUUUGGAACUCACACACCUCAGUGGGAAACAUCCUGGGCUCUCUAAUCGCUGGGUACUGGGUCUCAUCUAACUGGGGCCUCUCCUUCAUUAUACCUGGCCUCAUCAUUGCAGCCAUGGGAGUGAUUUGUUUCCUUUUUCUUAUUGAACAUCCCAAUGACUUAAAAGGUGUGUACGCUCAGAACCUUUGUCCUGGAAAUGGUGUUUCAGCCAAAAGCUGGAAUGGAGCAAACGGACAUUCAAAGGUUUACCUGCAGUACAAGGACAACAAAACGCAGGCCUACAGCUAUCUGAAGGAAAGUCUUCUGAAUAGGAAGAGCUAUGACACGGAGCUGCUGCUACCCCGGGACUCCGUCUGUGUCCCUGCGCAGCCUGUUGUGGUAGUGAAGAGCGAGUCGGAGCCGUCUGCCAUCAGCUUCAUGGGAGCACUGCGAAUACCUGGAGUGGUGGAGUUUUCUCUGUGCCUCCUCUUUGCCAAACUGGUCAGUUAUACCUUUCUUUUCUGGCUGCCCCUCUACAUCACGAAAGCAGCUCACCUGGAUGCAAAGAGAGCUGGAGAUCUGUCCACCUUGUUUGAUGUUGGAGGAAUUGUUGGAGGGAUUUUGGCAGGACUCAUCUCUGAUAAACUGGGGAAGAGAGCCACCACAUGUGCUGUCAUGCUGCUGCUGGCUGCUCCUACGCUCUAUGGCUUCUCAAUGAUCAGCCAGUUUGGUCUGGGACCAACUGUUGGAAUGCUGUUGGUGAGUGGAGCGCUGGUAAAUGGACCAUAUGCCCUCAUUACAACUGCAGUGUCAGCAGAUCUGGGAACCCAUAAAAGCCUGAAAGGCAACUCCAGAGCUCUGUCCACCGUUACCGCCAUCAUUGAUGGGACAGGAUCCGUAGGUGCAGCUCUGGGCCCCCUGCUGGCUGGCCUGUUAUCUGCAGGCGGCUGGGAUCAGGUCUUCUACAUGCUGAUGACAGCGGACUUCCUGGCCUUGUUGCUUUUGUUACGGCUGGUGACGAAGGAGCUGUCCUCAUCUAAAGCUCAUCCAGUCUCUGCUAUGGAGUUAAAGGAGCACUGAACACUGGCUACACCACUACUAAACCCUUCUGAAAGUUGAUGGCAGCACAAUAAGAAGUGUGAGGGGGGGUGAAUCCUUCCGAUGCUCAGGCAGAAAAUCAGUAAAUCAGUCC